AUUCGUUAAUAAGUCACACACAUUUUGCUGUCUGUGUUCAGUUUGUUUAGCUCAAACACAAGAACACUAACAAACCCAUCACCACAAAUUGCUUGAGUCCACAAAUUUGCAAGUUAAUCUUGAGCGGAAAUCAUCAAUACAGUACAGUAGUCCCUCGGAAACCGAUCAGUAUGACUGGACGCGAAGUUGCCUUCUCGGAGUUUUUUGUAAAUGCUGAAAGUAGUCGAAGAACCAAGUUUCGGGCCCAAAAGGUGGCCCAUGAACUGGUUAUGAAAAACAAAGAGGUGCGCGACAAGUUAAUCAACAACAAAGUGCCCACCUAUUCGGAACUGCGAAGGAUAAUGCGAUCGGCGGGCAAGGAGGCGGACCUAAAUCCGGUCACCUAUAAAAGUAUGAUAGAAAUCCGACAAGCGCAAAUCGAUCAUAGGCGCCUCAAAAAUAUCAAGUCCACUGGCGAUUCCCUUGGAUUUCGGGCUCGCAUUAUAAAUCGCAACCAGUUGACAUACGAAUUCAAUCAGAAGCAAGACAUCUUUCGCAAAAACCUCGAGCUCCUUGGACGGAUCAACAAGACCAAUCGACUGAAGGGCUGCGUUGAUAGCUUCAACCGCAAUUUUCCCGCCCUUCAGCCGAAUCGGAUCAAGAUCCGUGCCCUUGCCGAGCGUUUGAGCCAGGAAAACAGGCAGCUGGGGUGUCGCCUCUCGGCAGUGAAGUCUAAGGUGGACUCGCACAGUGCUUGGGUGGCGCCUGUGAAGCCUCUCGAGCAGAAGGCUUCUGAUCAAACAGUAUCCACCUUUAUGCCUUAUAUGCCAUCACCUCGUUUGGGAAAACGAAGUGCCCAUGUCCUGCUGCGCCCCAUCGUAUAUUUUGACCUGGCUGUUCGCGAGAAUAACCAAUUCUUGGGCCGAUUACUGCUGCAACUUUACACGGAACUGAGUCCCGAGGUGGUGCUUGAAUUCGUGCGAAUGGCCACCCACAACGAUGUAGGUUGUCACAGUUUUGUGCGAAUAUUCUCGAAUCUUUGGAUGGAGGGGGAACUGGUGCCGGGCAGCAACGAUCCGUUGCGCAAUCACCACAGUGUGAAGCACUCCUUUCUGGACCCCAGCAAGUUAACCGGGGUGAUCUCGUAUCCGUGGGACUAUCGCCGCCACUUUCCCCAGGGUCUGCUCAGCUACACCAUCAGCUUCAAGCCAUCGGUGGUUCCAUGGCAGCGGGUCAUCUUUGGACGCGUCUGCGGUGGCCUCAGGGUCCUGCAGAACUGCCACGAAUUCGGCACCAAAAAUGGCAAGACCAAAAAAACCGUGAUUGUCACACGUUGUGGCCUGCUCUAAUGGGACUUCCUAUAUACUCGUAUAAACAUAUAUUUCCUGCCUCAUUAUGCCCCUGCAUUAACAUAAGCCCAGCGAAAAACUUGCGUUGGCCCAACAAAAUUGUAGCACAUAGGUGUGUGCUCCAAUGCAGCAUAAUGUUUUUUCUCCAACAAAAUGCAAAUAAAACUAUAAAGUAA
Molecule: messenger RNA, 1504 nt
Organism: Drosophila elegans
Lineage: Eukaryota; Metazoa; Arthropoda; Insecta; Diptera; Drosophilidae
Exons: 2
Coding region: 171-1328 (385 amino acids)
Biological process (GO): protein peptidyl-prolyl isomerization
Molecular function (GO): peptidyl-prolyl cis-trans isomerase activity
Source: RefSeq, a predicted model, not a curated record